Molecule: messenger RNA, 438 nt
Organism: Dentiscutata erythropus
Lineage: Eukaryota; Fungi; Glomeromycota; Glomeromycetes; Diversisporales; Gigasporaceae
Source: the annotation of a GenBank genome assembly
AUGAAUAACGAUGACAUACUCACAAACAGACCUGAUAAGUCUUCUCAUAAAACACGGAUAAUGGAGAAACUUGAAAAAUACAACCCAUCAUUAGUAUUAGAAAAUAAAGCAAGUGUUGCGAGAGAUCAUUUAGCCAACGAAAGAACCUUCCUCGCAUGGCUUAGGAUGUCUCUUUCGUUCAUAAGCAUUGGAAUAGCAAUCACACAAUCUAUAUUAAAACUCGAUUCAAAUAAGGAUGAUGAAGCUAGUAAAAGGCUAGGAAUAGCUUUUAUAGGGUUUGGGAUUAUUUUUCUUGGAUUGGGUCUCUUUAGAUAUUUUAAUUUCCAAAAACUUAUGACACAAGAUUGUUUCUCUAAUAGUAUAGAUAGAUCAGAUUUAGACAAUAGAGAAACAGUUCUUACAGAUAGUACGGAUAAUGGCGUGGUGUGGUGGUGGUAG